Molecule: messenger RNA, 4112 nt
Organism: Photinus pyralis (common eastern firefly)
Lineage: Eukaryota; Metazoa; Arthropoda; Insecta; Coleoptera; Lampyridae
Exons: 5
Coding region: 1758-3794 (678 amino acids)
Source: RefSeq, a predicted model, not a curated record
GGUAACACUAAAAAUAAAAAAAGAAUAAUUUCUACAGAGAUCACUUCUAAAAAAUUGUUACUACAAAAAUUUUACGAUGAAGAUAUGUUAAUUAAGUUUAACUUUCAAAUUUUAUGUUUAUGACUAUGUGCGCGACGCAUAAAUUCUUUUCGAACACACGACGCACGCGCACUCUAUACAUCUCGUGUAAUGGAAAUGGCCGAAAGGGGAACCGACGAACCGUCAACCGGGCGGGAAUGGGCGAACGGCAAACCGCCAUUGUACAUUACGUUUCGUUUAUUUUCUGAUUUUAUAGUGAUUUGUUAAUUGCGUUUAACCCGACCUGUUUGUGAGCCAGAAAUUCCAUUCGAUAUUCUACGUGGUAAGUGAAUAUGAUGUUUUUUCUGCUCUGUUUAAACGUUAAAUAAUGGAUGCAAGCAGCAACAUAACCUCGAAAGUUCUUUUCAGCGUUUUUAUUAUCAGUUUUUGCGUACCUUUUUACUGCUUUGAAAUAUUUUAAUUUUUACUUAAUUCUAAACAUUAUUGUUCUUACUGUUUUGCAUCCCAUUAUUGCAUGCUUAAGACUACGUUAGCUCCGUUUUUAGUUCUACCUUGCAAUGGCGUUUGUUGGGGUCGAAUUUACUGAAAAUGGGACUGUUGGCUUAGUGCAUUCUUCCUGGUUUACUCCUUUUAAACGCGAGGUUUUUUGGCCCCCGUAUAAAACUUCCAACACUUUUAACCGAGCACUCACAAAUGCUGAAGAGCCCGAUCAAAGUAACUGGACAUUGCAUGCGGUGAAACGAUCAUUUUUUGAGUGUGAUGACAUCGAUAAGGCUAGGAAAAAACUGAAGAUUUGUGAAGUAACAUCUGACAUUCAGUCUGAACCAGAAGGGCUUUACCAAGAUUGCAGUGGCAAAAGGAGCGCCAGAGUAAGAAAACCACGAGUUGUGUAUUCAUCGGACAGUGAAGGUGAAGAGGCUCGUCAUAAAUCUCUCCCAAAACCACCAGCUUUCCAGCAACUGAACUUACGCAAACCUGAUCCAUCACAGUCUCGGUCAUCAAAUAAUGGCAUCGUUGUCCACAGUAUAACUCCUGUUGUUGCCAGGACCGAACAUAAUCGGUUACCUACUCCAGUUAAUGCAGAACAUUUAAAUGAAAAUGCAAGUUUGAACCCAGGAAAUGUGGAAAAGAUUUUCCAGGAAAUCAAAAAAUUGAGGGAGGAAUUAAAAGAAAUAAAAGCUUUUAUUAAGCAGUCACGGAAUGCUGAUGUUGCUGCCUUACCAGAUGACAUUCCUGUGGAGUUUCCUUUGAAUGCUGUUGCUCACAUGCAACGGCUGGAUGAAUAUUUAUCAGCAGAGGAUAAGCGUAAUAGUUUGGUAGUGUACUUGCAUUAGUUUUUAAUAUUGUAAAACAUGUUUGUUUUUUAAGGCUUUGUACUUGUCUUCAUUGGGUGGUUCUGGAACCAUACCAAAGGUCAACAAAAUUUUGAGAUUUCUCAUGACAAAUAAUUUAGCUACGCAAUAUAAUUUUGUGGGGCAGAGGCGUAACAAGAUUGCUUUUGGAAGUACACAACUGCAAAGUGUAAUCAUUCGUGCUGUACAGAUCAAAUCUCCUGCAACAACACAAUCAGAAAUAGAAAGCGCAGUAAAAAUUUGGCUAAAACAUUCCAAGCAAAGAAUGGAAAAGAGGGGGGUAUCUGGAAAUCAGUGAGACUUUGAUUAUAUUUUUUAUAAUUUUUUAUUUAUGUAGAAUUUGUUUUUUAUUUGUGGUAUUUUAAAAUGUCAAAACGAAAAUUAAAAGAAUUUGUUGGUCGUAGACAGCAAUGCAGAAGGGCUUUGCAAGCUACUAAACAGGAACUUGAUUAUGUUUUACGUAAUGAUAACCUUGCCAAUAAUUGUGUUGAAAUUGACCAUGUAGAAAAUUAUAGUAACUUAGAAGUAAAUUGUAAUGUAACAAGAGGCAAUUCAUCUUCGUCAGACAAUGACAAUAUUGAUGAGCACAGUACAACUUUUUUACAGUGUACAUCAUCAUCAGAUUGUAGCAAAAGUGAAAUAUCAAAUGACGAUACAAUUUUUAGACAAUUAACUGAAUGGGCCUUAAAACAUAAAAUUUCACAUUUAGCUUUGACAGAUCUACUUCAUGUACUUUCUAUGCACCACCCAGAACUACCUUUAGAUAGUCGAACUUUGUUAGCAACUCCAACUUCAACAUCUAUUUGCCAGUUAGAAACAGGUCAAUAUUGUUAUUUUGGAAUAACACGUUCGUUGAGUAAACUGGUUUCAUUUAUUAAGCCAUUUGAUGACAAAAUUGAACUUAGCUUUAAUGUCGAUGGUAUACCACUUUUCAAAAGUUCUAAAUUACAACUUUGGCCAAUUUUGGGAUUAAUUAAAAAUACAAAUAGCAGUAUAAGACCUUUUGUGAUUUCAGUCUUUUGUGGAAAGAACAAACCAAAACCUAUAGAUACGUUUCUCAAUCCUUUCAUAGAAGAAUUAAGUGCUUUGCUAAAACAUGGGUUUUUUAAUGACAAUAAACACUUCCAAGUAAAUGUGCAUUGCUUUGUUUGUGAUGCCCCUGCAAGAGCCUAUUUAAAAGGCACAAAAUCCCACACAGGAUAUUCUGCUUGUGAUAAGUGUACAGUUCACGGUGAAUAUUUUAAAAACAAGGUAAUUUUUGACAGUUUAAUAUCGCAAAAACGAACAGAUCAAUCUUUUCGUCAACAACUGGAUGAAGACCAUCACAUUUCCUCCACUCCUUUGCUUAAUUUACCAAUAAAUUUGAUCAAAAAUUUUCCUACGGACUACAUGCAUAAUAUUUGUUUAGGAAUUGUUAGAAAAAUGCUUAACACUUGGAUUGGAGGUUCUUUAAGGGUUAGACUACCACACCAAAAAGUUACAACUAUGUCUCAACGUUUACUUGACUUGAAAAGAAGAAUACCGAUUGAGUUUAACCGCAAACCUCGUUCAUUGGAGGAGUUAAAGUAUUGGAAAGCUACAGAAUUUAGAACCUUUUUAAUAUACUUGGGUCCGUUGGUUUUAAAAGAUGUAGUGAAUAAUGCUGUGUAUCAAAACUUUCUAUUAAUUCAUUUUUCAGUUUCAAUAUUAUUAUCUGAAAUACAUAUAAGAAAAUUUGGAAUUGAGUUGGUAAGAAAUGUUAUCAAUGUUUUCAUUGAUCACUCGAAAACAUUAUAUGGUUUAGAGUUCAUGGUGUAUAAUGUGCAUUUAUUAUCACAUAUCUGUGACGAUGUAGAAUGGUUUGGUGUGUUAGAUAAUUUUUCGGCAUUUCCCUUCGAAAAUUACCUUGGGCAGCUCAAAUCAUUAGUGAGGACCUCUACAAAUCCUUUACAGCAGAUUCAUCGUCGCCUUUGUGAACAGGAUUUAUUUAUUUCCCGGUCUUCUAAUCAAAAUUGUGGCAUAAAGUUAAGUUUAGAACAUUCAAAUGGACCAUUGAUUUCUGGUCAGAAUUAUAGAUGGCAUAAACAAUUUACUAAACUUCAUUUCCGUUGUAUUACAUUGUCACUUGUAAGCUAUUGUAAAGCAGACAGUUAUGUUUUAAAUUUUUCAAGAGAUAAAGUUAUUGAAAUUCAUAACAUACUAACAACCAUUGACAACUCAACAUAUAUUAUUGGCAAGGAAUUUCUCGAUUAUUCAGAUUUGUAUUUGUACCCAUACCCUUCAAGCGAAUUGAACAUUUUUGAAGUUCAAAAUUUGUCAGAAUCUUUUAAACUAUGGGCAAUUACUGAAUUAAGUAGCAAAUGUAUUGUUAUACCAUAUAAGCAACAUUUUGUAGCAAUGCCUAUUAUUCAUAGCCUGUUAUAAAUUAGAAAGAAAUUGCAUAGCAAUUUUAUUCUAUCUAAAAAUAUUUGAUAUUUCAAAUUAAUGUAGCAACUAAUGUUUGAUAUUACGUGUUCUACUUACAUUCUCUAAAAAUAUUGUCUGCUUAAUCAUAUAACUAAGAUGGAUUAAAAUGUUAUGCAACUUUUUUUAUUUUUAUCAUAUUAGUUUCUAACCACACAUUUUUUUUUUAUUUAAAUUUGUAUACCGCAUAUGUAUAUAUAACGGUUCUUUAAAUACUAUUUAUGUACUUAUUUUAUAUGUAAGUUUUACGUAUGUAUUUUCUGUUUAUAGUAAACAUAA